GGUACUUUUAACUUAUAAAACUGAACUUCCGCCGUUGCUAGGCUCCCCCUGAAUCAGCCGUUUGUUUGGCUUUCAGGGCAGCGUUGAAGCAGUCGUGAGGAGAAACUAAAGCAGCAGCGUUGGAAAGUCUGACUGUUUACCUCAAAAUGCCCUUGUUUGGCAACAUUUUCAGUCCCAAAAAAACACCACCACGGAAGUCUGCAUCCCUUUCCAAUCUACAUACACUGGAUCGGUCAACACGGGAGAUUGAGUUAGGUCUGGAAUAUGGAUCUCCGGUGAUGAAUAUUGGCGGCCAGAGCUUGAAAUUUGAAGAUGGCCAAUGGAUUUCAGAGUCAGGAGGUAAUGUAUCAGGAAAAGAGGUACAGCGACUGAAGAAAAGGAAUCUACAGUUAGAAGAGGAGAAUAAUCUCCUUAGGCUAAAGAUCGAGGUUCUUCUUGAUAUGCUUUCAGAGUCAACAGCAGAAACACAUCUAAUACAGAAGGAACUUGAAGAUGUGAGGACUAAUGCUCGGAGAAAGAAGUGAUGAAAGGAAAUAAAGGGGAUUCAGUCAACUAUUGCAAGACAAUAUUUAAAUAUCACUUACAUAUUACGCAAUUGAUUUUUUUUAUUCUUUAUAUCACUUUGUAUAUUUCUUUUUUUUUUUUUUUACAUUUUUACUGUUUCAUUGCCAAUUAUGUGGGGAAAAAAUAGGUUAAUUUUUGUUUAGUUUUUUUAAUUAAUAAUUUCAGGUAGUCUAAUUUUUGCAUUUUCUGUUUAUUUAUUUUGCAUUAAAAUAACUGCAUGGGAAAUACACUCAAAACUAAAAAAAAAGAAAAAAACUGAAUUCAACAGUGUUUUCAGAUUACAUAAAAUCAGCUGAAGCUCAUUUAUAAUGUGUUUAGAAUACAAUAACUUGUCUUAUAGCCAGUUAUACCAAAUCCUCAUUCCUUUGGCCCCAGUAAGUGCUCUUACAUGACAGUCCCAAAACCUUUCUGCAUGUGUAGGUCUGAAUGUGCAUUCAAGUAACAGAAAACAAUUACACUCUUUCUUUGGUUCAACAGUAAGAUUAUCCAAGAGCUGUAAAGGUUUAAACAUGUACAUGCUGAUUUAAGAGGAUUUUCAUAUGGAGUGUGAGGCACGUAUUACACGCCUAAAGUAGAAAAUUCCAGAUCUGGCUUUUUUCUUCUUCUUCUUCUUCUUUUUUAAUAAUAAUAAACCAAAUACAUUUUGAAUUAUAAUAAUUGUACCAAUUUUAUGGCAAAGUUUUUCUACUAUGUAAUUUGACCUUUCAAAAGUGGACCUGUCAAACUGUUAAACUCCAGAUUUCCGAAACAAUAAAAGAACACUUGUUAUUGUAUCACAUUUGGUUUUCAAUACAGAUCCAAACCUCUCG
Molecule: messenger RNA, 1373 nt
Organism: Cyprinus carpio (common carp)
Lineage: Eukaryota; Metazoa; Chordata; Actinopteri; Cypriniformes; Cyprinidae
Gene: cby1
Product: chibby 1, beta catenin antagonist
Source: RefSeq, a predicted model, not a curated record